Paramecium pentaurelia is the source of this 670-nucleotide messenger RNA. The record is from the annotation of a GenBank genome assembly. NCBI's taxonomy places the organism in Eukaryota, Ciliophora, Oligohymenophorea, Peniculida, Parameciidae.
AUGAAAAGUUCGUCACCAAAAAAUUUAAUAAUAAUAGAGAAAAGAGGUUUGAGUGAACAUGUAUAAGCAACAUGUAUAAAUUCAGGAAGUAGAAAACCCUCGAUUAUAACUAAAGAUGGCAAUAAUUUAAAGGGAAAUCUAUAAAGUAUUUAAAAAUAAACAGAGAUAAAUAACUUUCAACUAAAGAAGGUUUCUAGUACUGGAAAAUUACUUAUACCAAAAAGUUAGCAUAUUAUGUUAUUUGAUAGAUGAUUAAUCAUAAUAAAAAUAAAAGCGAUUUUCAUCAAAAGAAGGAGAUGGAUUAAAUGUAAUUAGAUCAGGUUAUUUAUACAAAUAAAUAUCUCCAAAAGUAACUAUGUAAGAAGAUAAAAUGAAUGUUGUAUUUAUUCAGGAACUCAAUAAAUAUUAAAUAAAUAAUGAACCAACCUCACCAAAGUCUCCAAAAUUAACAGAUGCUAAUUUAUUUAUGCAUGAAAUGUCAUAAAAUGGAUUUUAAAUGAAAGGACCCUAAUCGCCCCCUUCUCAUGAUAUUCUCACAAAUGGAUAACUUAAAAAUAAGAUACCCAAGAGUGUUCUAAGUCAUCAUCAAAAUCUGAUACCUACAUCUGGAAAGAAGAUAAAUGAAUAAAAAACGAGCAAAUAAUAUUAAAAUACAGUAACUUACUUUUGA